This is a messenger RNA of Pneumocystis jirovecii RU7, 1305 nucleotides long. RefSeq lists its product as uncharacterized. The transcript has 7 exons. Gene Ontology annotation, molecular function: nucleic acid binding. The record is from RefSeq and is a predicted model, not a curated record. The coding region runs from base 1 to 1305 and encodes 434 amino acids. NCBI's taxonomy places the organism in Eukaryota, Fungi, Ascomycota, Pneumocystomycetes, Pneumocystales, Pneumocystaceae.
AUGAAAAGAAGGGUGAAAAAAGGUGUUAAAACUACGAAAUCAGAUGAAUUUGAAGGCUAUCAUUAUUUACCUUCAUCUAUAUCGUCCUCUGAUACUUUAGAAGACAUGGAUUGUAUGUUUUCUUCCAGCUUUUCUGAUGUUUUAGAACGAAGGAGUUUUUCUGAAGAAAUACUUUUUAUUGGAAAAAAGUUUGAAAAGUCAAAAAUAACAGACUGUGUAUUUGAAAAUAAAUGUAAACCAUCAGGAGGCCUCCAAAACAUUAAAAAGGUUGGGCUUAAAUGUAAUUUUGAUGGAAAUGCGAAAGAAUUAAAUUUGAAUAAAACGAAAAGACGUUAUAAACUCUGUAAUGAUAUGGAGUUAGAUUAUGUCUGGAACAUAAUUGAUCAUGAAAAUUUAAACUAUAAUGAUUUUUUAAAAGAAUGUGAUUCGAAUUCGUUAUUUCUAGAUAAUGAUAUAGUAGUUGAAAGUGGUGAAGAUAUAUGUGAAAAAAUGCACUAUAAUAUAUAUAAUCGGUUUAAACCUGAUUUUAAUGUUUUUUCAAAAUUAAAUUGCCGAGGCUGGAAAAAUGGUUAUAAAACAUCUUAUAUGAAUAAAAAUUUUAAAGAGAAUUAUGACUUUGAAGACGAAAAUUAUCAUUUUUUUCAUAUGUUAAAUAAUUUGAAAAAUUUGGAAAAAAAUACUACAAAAAGACGCCAAAAGAUAUAUCAAAGGAAAUAUUUAGAACAGAAUAUUAAAGCGAAAAAAAAUGAAAAUAGGAAAAAUACUAAGACAGGACGGACUCUUAGAGAAUUACUUUUAAAGGUUAACAAUAUAGUGUGUCAAUUUAUAUCUGACUCUGACCUUAUGGAACUCGAUCUUAUCUCUAUGGACUCUCAAGCUCGCAGAUGGAUCCAUAUGUUGGCAAAUGCAUACGGUAUUGGUUCAAAAUCAUUCGGAACUGAGAGAUCCCGACAUGUUAUUUUAUAUAAAACUACUAAAAUUCAUGAUAAUUAUUCUAAACAACACGUUAAUAGGGUUUUACAAAGUCUUAAUCAUAACCAAUAUAAUCGUAAAGUAUCCCAAAGGAAAGACCCUAAUAAGUCGAGAAAUAAUACUAGCAAAAAUUCUAAUAGAAAUGGAAAUAGAUAUCAUGAUGGGGAUAUUGUUGCCAAAAAUGUUCCUGAAAUAGAUAAAAACAAUAGAGGAAGAAUAAUGUUGGAAAAGCUAGGAUGGAUUGCAGGGAAUGGGUUAGGUGCGCCUGAUAAUAAAGGAAUUGAAGUGCCUAUAGUGGCUAUAAUUAAAACAACUAAAUCGGGACUUAGAUAG